Morchella sextelata is the source of this 531-nucleotide messenger RNA. RefSeq lists its product as uncharacterized. The coding region runs from base 1 to 531 and encodes 176 amino acids. The record is from RefSeq and is a predicted model, not a curated record. Lineage: Eukaryota; Fungi; Ascomycota; Pezizomycetes; Pezizales; Morchellaceae. The transcript has 2 exons.
AUGAGCACAGAACUCUCAGACAGUUUAAAAAAGCUCUCGCUCGCACAAUCUGCAAAGACUCCCGCUCAGAAAAAGAAGAAGCCCGUGGUUGCCGACUCCUGGGAAGAUGAAGAACUAUCCGACGACGAACCAGUAGAGACUCCCGAUAAAGUCCCAUCACCGCCGCCGCCCACUCCCACCACGCCCUACCCACCCGGUCAUUCACGGGAUAGCUCGAGUGUAUCCUCUAUUGCCAGCCCACGAGGCCCCUCAAGCCCUCGCGAUAGUUACAUCGAGACACCUGAUUCAUUCUCGCGAGAUGGGUCCUCAGCCAGCAGUGAGAGGACCGUUAGACCAAGAACGACAGAUGCGGUAGCCAGAAGACUGAUUGCCGGAGCGCUGGGUGUGAAGUCAAAGAGUACAAAGGAGCAAAGGGAGUAUGAUGCUGCUGUAAGGGCGGCUGAAAAGAAGACGAGGGACGCGGAGAGAGAGAAGAAGAAGGCUGAGGAGGCCGAGAGGGAAAGACUCAGGACAUCAAUUUGGGAAGACUAG